CCUAGCCUUGCCCGUGGCGAUGACGAUGAAGCAGCCAUUUUUUAAGCUCAACACUGGAGCUUCCAUUCCAUCACUGGGUUUUGGAAGUGGUACGCCCAUCAGCGUGGAGGAAAUGAAAGCCGCGGUUGUGUGUGCUAUCAAGCUCGGAUAUCGGCACUUUGAUACUGCUGGCUUGUAUGGAACUGAAGCUGGCAUUGGAGAGGGACUUGCCCAAGCUCUUGCAACUGGCCUUGUUAGUAGAGAGGAUAUUUUCCUCACGACAAAGCUCAAACACGAGGAUCACGGUAGCCAGGAUGUUCUCCCAGCACUCCAGGAAAGCCUCAGUGCCUUGAAGAUGAACUAUGUGGACUUGUUCUUGAUACAUGCUCCACUCAGAACAACCAGAGGAGCUCCAUUCCCACCCAAGGAGGAAGAUUUCUUACCUGUGGACAUCCCGGCUACGUGGGAAGCCAUGGAAGAAUGCUUUCGAAAGGGGCUGGCCAAGGCAAUCGGUGUGAGUAACUUUAGCACGAAAAAGCUGCACGACUUGCUUCAACAUGCAAAGAUCACUCCUGCAGUGGAUCAGGUUGAGUUACAUCCAUUGUGGCAGCAAGAGCAGUUGAGAGACUUGUGCAAGAGAAAUUGUGUCCAAGUGAUUGCUUGGUCACCUCUAGGUGGUCUUGGCAAGCCUUGGGGAAGCAAAUCCGUUAUAGAGCAUCCUGUUAUCCAGGAAAUCGCUCUAAAGCACCACAAAUCUCCUGCUCAGGUGAUCAUACGAUGGCUCACGGAAAUCAACGUAGCUCCCGUUGUCAAGAGCUACAACUCCCAGAGACUGCUGGAAAACAUAAACAGCUUCGACUUCAGCUUGGCAGACGAGGACCAUAAACGAAUCGAGACCAUCGCACAGGAAAGGCUUGGUAUGUGGGAUGCUUUGUGCAAUUUCACUACCAGUCCUUACAAGUCACCGUUUGAGCUAUGGGAUGGAGAGAUUUGAAUGCCAUCAUAAGCUAUAUAACUCUGUCAUCUUUUUAUUUGAAGAUUCUUCAAAUGAAGAGUUACUUGGAUGAUGAUCAUGAUCU
Molecule: messenger RNA, 1058 nt
Organism: Selaginella moellendorffii
Lineage: Eukaryota; Viridiplantae; Streptophyta; Lycopodiopsida; Selaginellales; Selaginellaceae
Product: NADPH-dependent aldo-keto reductase, chloroplastic
Exons: 5
Coding region: 20-973 (317 amino acids)
Cellular component (GO): cytosol
Molecular function (GO): aldose reductase (NADPH) activity
Source: RefSeq, a predicted model, not a curated record